This is a messenger RNA of Carassius auratus (goldfish), 3079 nucleotides long. RefSeq names its product cell division cycle-associated protein 4-like. Gene Ontology annotation, molecular function: transcription regulator activity. NCBI's taxonomy places the organism in Eukaryota, Metazoa, Chordata, Actinopteri, Cypriniformes, Cyprinidae. The record is from RefSeq and is a predicted model, not a curated record. Gene Ontology annotation, cellular component: nucleus. Bases 838 to 1704 code for a protein of 288 amino acids. The transcript has 4 exons.
AUAAAUAUAUCAGUGUGUAGCGUACUUUGUGAAAUCAUAAAUUCUUGCGUGUCCAUUUGAUUUUUAAGAUGCCUCGAAAACAAGAUGUGCAUUGUUGAAGUUGGGGCCCAAUGUAGAAUCACAGACGCUUUUGUUCGGGGCUCCCCGUCCCUGGAUGUCCUGCUGUCGAUCAAGAGGCAGGGGUCCGCCCCCAUCGGCCCUUCACUGCUGCAGCUGCUGCUCCUCUCAAUCUGUGCUGGCGAGGCCGAGGGAGCUGCAGCUUCACUGUUAAACCCGGCCUACAAACGCUUAUGACGCUCACCAUCACAGAACACGAACAACACGAGGUAAGUCUAAGUGUAUUGCGACGUGCGACUUAAAUACAGUAUAUAUUAUUUAGUCGCACCGCUUCAGAUGAUCUCGAUCCGCGAUGGUUAAACGCGCGGUCGAUUUCGAAAAGUGGCUUGUUUGCGGAAGUGAGCGUGCGGUUCAUGUUUAGCCGCUCCUGUUAUUUGCAUGUCAUGUAUGUGUGUAUCCAAAAUAUAUUUCACUCUCCCGUGUAUUUUGUCGACACGGUAAGGGUUUGGAAAAGUUGCAGAUGCUGUUUGGGUUGACCAUAAACAAGGCGAAGUUGACUAGCCAGCGGACCCGUUUGAAAAAUCAAAAUGGCUUCCAUCUUUGUCGUCUCGGAAGAGAGGUUUAUACCUUUGUUUCCCCGUCUCGCAUGUCAGGGAGUCUUGCUGGGAUGUCACCCAUGCUUCAGGCUCCUGUAACCCUGGUUGGCUGGCCACGGAGACAGGGAGUCCUCGUCUCAGUACUGUGGCUCUCCACAUUAGACUUUCUCUUUGGGGCUAAAACAUGUUCUCCAAGGGCACCAAGCGUAAGUUUUCCGAUAGUGAUGAAGAGACAUCCGACGAAAACCUGGUAGGUGCCAGGGUGGCAUCUUCAUACAGCUUGCAACGGCAGUCACUGCUGGACAUGUCCCUCAUUAAGCUGCAGUUAUGCCACAUGCUGGUGGAGCCCAACCUCUGCCGCUCGGUUCUCAUUGCCAACACGGUCAGGCAGAUUCAGGAGGAGAUGACCCAUGAUGGCAGCUGGCAUAUGGUUGCCGAAGCAUUCUGCAGUGCAGGCCAAAGUCCCUCUGAGCGCUUGGUGGCCACUGAGGUCCUUUGUAGAUCAAGAGAGCAGGAUGCAGAACCUAAGCUCUUCUCUGUCAUCAGCUAUGAAGGUUGCCGUGAAGAGGAGGUGGUAGCUGAUGAGACGCUCUGCUCAGUUUCAGUUAGCGAUACAGUCUCCAAUGUGUGCCUGACAGGGCGUAUGGGCCAGUGCUGGGAGAAGAGUGAGCUCAGAGGUGUAGAGAGGGAUGAAGAGGUCCUUGAAGACUCUAGUCUUGGUUCUGGAGAAGAUGACGAGUUAGACACAGAGGACGAGGCUUCCACAGAGAGUCCAAAGACCAUUGGGCAAGUGUUUGGUACAUUUGAAAUAAAAAACAGUUCCCCAGGGCCAGACUCUGCUCUUGAGGAGCUGUUCUCAGAUGUGGACACCUCCUACUAUGAUCUGGACACCAUGCUGACCGGCAUACAGAGCGCACCCAAGAUGGGCCCUUAUGACCUCCUUGACAGCUUGGCACCUUCACAUAGUUCCCCUUCAAUAGUGUCCACCCCAAACUGUCGUUCUGAUCUAAAUGAACUGGAUCACAUAAUGGAAAUCAUUGUGGGUUCAUAGGCUCAAACUUAUUCAGAGACUUACACACUUGUCUUAAAGUUACUGGCUUUUCUGUUCCUUAUGGAAAGCAAGUAAAGUCUGGAGUCCUUUCAGGGAAAAGAGUUGAUAUCUUUUGAAGGAUGGCCUUGAUUUUAUGAGCUGACCAUAGUCCUCUUAUUUGCAUACCCUUUGUAUGUUUUAAUGUUUUUUUUCUCUGUAUUUGUCUGUCCAGACAUGCUGUUUUUUUAUUUAAUUUAUUUGUUAUACUCAUGACACUAUGGAGAGCAGAACAAGAUGUAUAAAAAAGUUGUAAAGUUUGGGAUAUUUUCAUAAGGAGGAAAAAAUAUUGUCUUAAUGUAUAUAAAUAUAUUUUUUACAAUAGAUUCUUCUUGUAAUAUGUCACUGUACAUUAUGUACAUGUUCUACAAAAUUUUAACCCAAGAUAUUAGAUUCUUAUGUGCAACAACUCAAGUUUUCUGUUUAUCAUAAUCCAUAAACUGAAGGAACUUAAUUCAGUACUACAGCAUACAGAAGGCACCAAGUAUACAGUGAUGCAUGUUUUACAUUUAUGUGCUCAUUUGCACAAAGUAUUUUUUUUUUUUUUUAAUCAAGGUUUGAUUGCAGUUGGCUGUUCAGCUCAGCCUUAGGUUAUGUUUGCUGUUAAACAUCAAAGUUAUUUUAUUUUGUCUUAUCAACAAAUGAAGUAUAAUGGGGCCAACUCAUUUUAUAUUGUGACUUAAUUUAUUUAAUUUAUUUUCUGCAAAUGGUGAGUUUUGGCCGUGGUCAAGCUCAGGGUGGCUUUUUAACUCUAGAGGACUUAAUAGGCCUGAUUCACAAAUGCCUUUUGCUCAUUGUAAAUCAGUCACAGAAUUAGUGCUUUAAGUUUUUUUUGCAUCAAUUAUUGGUUAAUUUGUUUUAAAUUGGUUGAACUGUUUUAGUGAAUGGCUCAAGUAUAUCUGUCUAUUAGUCCUCUAGACCCCACAUAAUGAGAAGGCAUUUUGUCUAGUUCUACGCAUUGAGUGUCAUAACACACUUUAUACGCAUUAAGUGUUUAAAAUGCAUUUAUUACAGUAUUCUUUUUUUUUUUUUUUUUUUUUACAAUUAAGUAUCAGUCAACAAGAGACGGUUUUAUUUUGCUCAACAUUUCCCCCUCAGUUGUUACAUACGUAUAUAUUAUUUGGUUUUAUCUAAAGUAAACUUUUGCAUAAAUAUUUGUGCAAAAUUAUAGGUUAUUACACUUUGAUAAUUGUUUUCUUCUUCAUUGUCUCACACACUUAAAUUCGAAGAGGAUGUUGUUUAUUGUAUGAUCCUAAACUAGUAUAGAGUAUAAACCUUUUAUAUGAGCACUGUAGCUUUUUUAACGUUUUUUAAUAAAAGUUACAACUUAUGAAAACAA